Phyllopteryx taeniolatus (common seadragon) is the source of this 5817-nucleotide messenger RNA. RefSeq names its product phosphatidylinositol glycan anchor biosynthesis, class O (gene pigo). Bases 760 to 4047 code for a protein of 1095 amino acids. Gene Ontology annotation, cellular component: endoplasmic reticulum membrane. The record is from RefSeq and is a predicted model, not a curated record. Gene Ontology annotation, biological process: GPI anchor biosynthetic process. The transcript has 11 exons. Gene Ontology annotation, molecular function: mannose-ethanolamine phosphotransferase activity. NCBI's taxonomy places the organism in Eukaryota, Metazoa, Chordata, Actinopteri, Syngnathiformes, Syngnathidae.
CUUGUUCCGAUGGUGAAAUUAUCUCGGCGAAAGUUAACUUCCCACCUCUUUUGUAGAAAGGGGUCACUGUUAAACGUGUUAAAAUAAAAAGCCCACUUGUAUCGCUGUACAUAACAAGCGGUGGCCGGCACAUAAGCAGUGUUGGCCAGAGAAGCGAUCCUUUCGUCUUUAAAAAGUCAAAACUUUUGAUGAAAUUUCCUCCUCGAAAAGCACCAACAAAGAACAAUUGAAUAUUCCCAUUACACAAACUCACGAUAUCACACGUUUUAAAAAUGAGGUAAUUUCGCUUCAGAUGGCGUCCCAGUAGCUCGAACCAGACAGGCACCGGAACCUGGUGCGCCGCUUAAUCUUUCCGCCCUAGAUUUGUAAUGCGUUGCCGUACGUGUUUUACAGCACACGAUAACACAGAAUAGGCGCCAUCGUAACAUCACUUGACAAGUAAGUGUAUUAUGGUAGUUUGAAAAAAAAACCGUAUUUCAUUUUAAUCUAUCUUUUUUGGUACCCGGAUCGCUCACAAUGCAUCCUAGCAAGGCAAAGAGAAGGGUGAAAUUAAACAGAAUUUGAAGUGCCACACGGGAAAAUGUUCGUAGAGAACUUCCGGCGCGGCUUCCGUGCGCCACUUAUCGUCUUGGCGGUCCCGACUGGAGUCCCAAUGAGGCUGGGCAUAAGCGAGCGCCGUCGUGCACUGUUGAAGACUGAACCCUGCUGUGGCAACACAACCACCGUCAAGUCAGCCCUUGGUCGAGCGAGGAGGACAGCAUGACUUCUACAAGGUUAAAAGGGCUCCCAAUACUAUCCGUGCUCCUCUGGGUGUGUGCAGUGUAUUUUGUGGGACUUUACCUGUUUUUGGGUGGAUUUCUGCUGGUUCGCCUGGAGGUGAACCGCACCAGCACCUGCGCAGACGUACUGGAACCCAGGGGAGAGUCGAGAGACUUUUGUGGGCUACAGCCACGUUUCCGCAGGGCUGUCCUAAUCAUCAUCGACGCCUUGAUGAUCGACUUCGCCCGUUUUGACGCUAACAACACUUCUCCAAUGCCAUUUGAGAACAAGCUGCGUGUGUUUGAGGAGACCGCCUCAUCAAGGCCUGCCCAGUGCCGAUUGUACCCAUUUCGUGCUGACCCACCAACCACCACCAUGCAGAGGAUCAAGGGAUUUACUACUGGAUCUUUACCCACCUUUGUGGAUAUCAGUAAUAACUUUGCAUCUAAUGCCAUCUCGGAGGACAACCUCAUCCACCAGUUUGGUCAAGUUGGAAAACGAGUGGUGUUCAUGGGUGAUGACACUUGGGAGAGUCUUUUCCCAAAUAAAUUUUACCGUUCUCUGCCCUUCCCGUCUUUUAAUUUGAAAGACCUGCACACUGUGGACAACGGGAUCCUCCAAAAUCUCUACACAACUAUGGUGGGUGACGAAUGGGAUGUACUGGUUGCUCAUUUCCUCGGGGUGGACCACUGUGGUCACACGUUUGGUCCUGACCAUCCGGCGAUGGCUGACAAGCUCAUCCAGAUGGAUGGUGUCAUCAGGUCUGUGAUCGAGCGUGUACAGAAUGACACGCUCUUGGUGGUGAUGGGAGAUCAUGGGAUGACAGACACUGGCGAUCAUGGAGGAGAAAGUCAGAAGGAGACUGAUGCAGCUCUCUUCCUUUACAGUUCUGCCCCAUUCUUUCCCACACCCCCGUCGCAGAAUGAACCAAGGGUGGUGCCCCAGACGGACCUGGUUCCCACCCUGGCCCUGCUGCUUGGAGUGCCUAUUCCAUACAGCAGUGUGGGCCAGGUUCUCUUGCCUUUGUUUCCUCCACAUGGACCCGCUCAAGAUGCAGUCACGGGUCCCAGCCAGCUAGAGGCGCUGUGGAUCAAUGCAAAACAGGUCAACCGUUUCCUGGCGACGUACUCUGUUAUGGCAAAAGGAAUACCACCUGAGACUCUGGCUCUGCUUAAAGAUCAGUUUGAAAACCUCUCUUCUGAGUACCUCAAAUUUAUCAAAGAGGGACGCUCAUCCUCCCCGGAGCUGUCGGUCGCACUGCAGGCCUACCUCACCUCUGUCCGAGACACAUGCCGAGCCACCUGGGCGCACUUCAACCCGCUUAAAAUGGUAGCUGGUUUAAUCAUCUUGGCGCUUGCCUGCCUGAUGUGUUUCACCGUGUCCGAAAUGUCAUUUGCGCUUGUCAGAGAACAUAAUUUCCGACUGAAGGCAGGUGUUUUAGUGGCACUGAUUGUUGGGGUUUGUGUGGCUGCUGGUCAGCUACUCUCAUGGGGCUACAUCGAGCUAGCAUGGUGCAUGGCUGCUACCGCCUUCACUUCAGAGCUCUUCUUCCUGUGCCGGUCGUAUCAGUCCAAGUCAUCUGCUGUGGUUAAGAAUGGAGCUAAAGGUCCAAAGAGUGCAAGUUGGAUGACCCCACAUUAUCUUCUCUCUCCUCCUCUUUUGGUUACACUCCUGCGCUGUGCCUCUUUGCUCUCUGAUAGCUAUGUAAUAGCUGAGGGUCGGGUAGUCACCUUCCUGGUGUUCUCCCUGGCUCUCUGCAUUCCUCUCCGUCUCAAUUGGGAUGGUCUCCUCCUGCCUGCCAGCCAAGACCCUUUGAAACCUACAUUGCUGGUGCCUUCACCUGCCUCGCCCCCAUUGACAGUGAAGAAAGAAGGCAGCACUCUCGUAGCCUUCUUCGCUCUCCUCGUUGGAAGCCUCUACUUGUCCCUCUUCUUCCAUAGCUGUCGAGAGGGGCAGCAUACUUGUCAGCCAUCCCCCUUCCUUACGUCCCUCGCUCGGGUGAAGGACAAUCAGCUGAAGAACAUUUUCUACAUCCUCUCAGUCUUCUCCCUAGGCGUGUGGACUUAUUUGUUGAGAAGAUGUCUCCGCUACUAUGGGAACCUAAACUCCUCAGGUGGAACGGUAUUCACGGCCCGCUGGAUCCUACCCCUGCUUUCCGUGUGUGUGGGCCUCCACUGGGCCGUUAGUGCCUCUCCACAGGACAGCUUUAGGAAUUUGGCUGAACUGAUCAACUUAGCCCAGCUGGCUCUCCCCAGGGCUGCCUAUUGUCUCCUGGGACUGGGACUGGCCUUGAUCUGGCUGGAUCCACUCACUGUAUUUGUGAAAAUCAGGCCUGCAAAUAUGACUAAGAGUUGGUCUGUGCCACCGCCACGCUACCGAGCUAGCACCAGUAUCAGCCCCCAAGCUGAGCUUCACCACCUCAUCCCCCAAAUAUACCAGCGCAUGCGCCGCUCACUUGAUGAUGAGACGAGCGGGGGCGGUGAAGUGGACAACAGACCUGCUGUGGAAGCCUAUGGCCUAGGGACAGUCUACUCUGCCCCACUGCUUCUGUUUUGUGGGCUCUUGGGAUUAGGUCUCUUGCAGCUGCACCCAGAGGGCAUGGCUCUGUCUUUCCUCCUGCUGCUGUUUGAAAUGGGGGCUCUGCUGCACAUUCACGCCUCCUCCACAACCCUCUGUGACCUGCACAGAGUAUAUUCUGGUGGCUUCAAUGUGCCCUGGACUCCUGUUGUGCUGUGGUCCCUGGCAGCCACUCAGUUCUUCCAUGCAACAGGUCACCUGGCCAGCUUCACUUCCAUUCAUUGGGGUGCAGCCUUUGUGGGAUUCCCCAACGGGCACACAGGGACCUUACUGCCAGCAUCAUUGGUUAUCCUCAACACCUUUGCUUCACACAUCAUGUUUGCAGUGGGAUGUCCGUUGCUGCUGUUUUGGCCCCUGGUGUGUGAGGUUCGUGGAAGCAAGGGGGGAAAAGGUAGUGGGGAAGAAGGCGAGGACGGUGUGAUGGAAAUGAGACUGAGGGAGAAGCCUCAACGCUUCAGCUUGGCUCUCCUGCAACUCUCAACACGCUACCUCUUUAUUCAAGGAGUGCAGGUCUUUGCUUCCGUGUGUGCAGCUGCUAUCCUCAGGAGACACCUAAUGGUGUGGUGGGUUUUCGCACCCAAGUUGAUGUUUGAGGCCUCAGGGUUCCUGGUGAGCUGCGUAUGUUUGCUGCUCGGUGUAUCAUUAGUGCUUAGAGUCGACGUGGCUGUUGGACAUUUUUUCAAGAGACUCAUCCCUGAUGCGUCCAGGUAGCGACGGCCACAUCACUGCUUUACCAGUGCAGCCCACUAGAGCACACUGUGCCAUAAAAGGAAUCGACAAGGAGGUUACAUUCUGGUGAUACUUCAAUAUCCAAUGUGAAGGCUCAACCUCAAGACAGAUCUCCCCAUGUCACAUCUGGGACAUUUUGAUAUAUAUACAUGCAUACAUACAUGCAUACAUACAUACAUACCAUACAAUACAUACAUACCAUACAAUACAAUACAUACAUACCACACAAUACAAUACACCCCCCCAUGGGUAAAACACCUCCACAUUUACCGUAUUUUCCGGACUAUAAAUUGCUCCGGAGUAUAAGUCGAACCAGCCAAAAAAUGCACAAUAAAGAAGGAAAAAACAUAUAUAAGUCGCACUGGAGUAUAAGUCACAUUUUUGGGGGGAAAUUUACUUGAUAAAAUCCAACGCCAAGAACGUGAAAUUAUAUAAUGUGUUAAUAAUUUCACAUAUAAGUCGCUCCGGUGUAUAAGUCGCACCCCCGGCCAAACUAUGAAAAAAAAACUGCGACUUAUAGUCCGAAAAAUACGGUAAUAAGGCCAGAUAUCAGUACUUUUCGAAUGUUUUUUUUCUUUUUUUUUUUUCCUCUCCAAGUAAUACUGUGCUUUAUUGUACAGUAAUCAGAUAAAUAACAGUUCACACAAAUCUAUGCCUGUCACAGCUGCCUCGGCAAUUAAAUGUAUGAACACUUCAUAACAGACAGAUUUAUACAAAUAUCCAACAGAGUUUCCAACUUGAAGUUACAUUUUCUGAUAAAUGUACCUGGUAGAAGUGACUUGUUGACACCUUCCUUGGUCAUUUAAACUUGGUUAGCUAUUACUACGCACAUGGCACGUGUCACUUGAGCCACAAGUGUGUCAGGAACUCAAGGAAAACAGGCAGUCUCCUUUUGUGGUCGUCACAAAGAAAGAUCCCCCUUUUCGUGUGUGUCUGUGUAUUUUCAAGAUAACGCUGAAGUGUCUGGUCACUGCAAUUUUUAAACCUUAAUUACUACGCACAUGGCACGUGUCACUUGAGCCACAAGUGUGUCAGGAACUCAAGGAAAACAGGCAGUCUCCUUUUGUGGUCGUCACAAAGAAAGAUCCCCCUUUUCGUGUGUGUCUGUGUAUUUUCAAGAUAACGCUGAAGUGUCUGGUCACUGCAAUUUUUAAACCUUAAUUUGAAUCUCAAGAGAUCAUUGAGGGGAAGCCCUCAUUUUUAAUGACUUCGAGGGGACAUAGGGAAGAAUUGACGAGAUUACUUAAGAAAGAAAGAAUGUUUAAACUCUUAUGAAGGUGUUUGUGUGUGGUUUGGCUAAUGAAUCUGCCAUAUUUUAUUUAAUAUAGAUUUUUGUCUAUUCUAUUUAUCAUUUAGUAUUUUUACUAAUCAUAAAUAUAGUGUACAAAUUUCAAAUUAAAUAUAUCUUAAUUGUGACUUCAAUGAAUGCCCUUUAUUUUGUAAUGAUGUCAUUAAGGAUCACAACCUUUAUUUUCUAAAUGAUGUGUGAGUCAGCCAGGGUACCAUGUUUUAUGUGCUGCUAAAAGUUUAUUAAGCUAAUGCACAUUAUUGAAGGCAUGUUGAGCUCAGGUUGAAAUAAAACUGCAUUCCUCAAGCCGCUGUAUACGGGAAUGUUCUGUUCUGUUUAGAGCAGAGUUUUUCAGCCCAAAAGAUGAUUUAAUCAUUUCACUUUAUUCUCUGCUUAUGUUUUGGAUAAAAUGCAUAACAUCUGAAGAGCUAAAAUGAUUGAAAAUGAAUAAACCUUUUACAUUU